AUGGAAAGUCCGGACGAAGAAGACGACGUGAAGCUCAUCAAGGCCUCUGCCAGCCUAUUGUCAGAUCUUGAGUCUGCCUUACCGCUGCUGCUCUGGCGGCCAGCCGCAACCGCAGCUGGCAAGCAACGAGUACACACUCGCGUCAAGCAGCGAGAUCUUGACUAUGUGAUCAAGCUGAUUGAGCCGUUUCAGGGUGAGCCACAGCUGCUGGAUGCUCGCCUGAAGUACCUGCUCCCACCACUCGUCGAGGCCUACCUUGCAUAUCUACCUUUGACUGGUGGCAAUAGGGCGGACCGACAUGUUGAUCUGGAGACUGCUGUUUGCACCAUUCUCUACACCCUCUGCAAGGUCAGGGGCCACAAGGUUAUCGUCCGCUUCUUCAGUAACGAAGCCCGCUAUCUCGAACCGCUUGUGGAACGACUCGAGCGGACCACUGCGCCAAAAUGCGACGUGGAUGUAGCAUGGCAAGUGCAUUAUGUCCUUUUAUUGUGGCUCUCUCAUCUACUCCUCACGCCCUUCGAUCUUUCUUCAAUCUCCGAGACCAAACCUGCAAUAUCGCAAGCGCUCAAUCUAGAGCUUCCAGCAGAGCUGCCUCCAGUAGCAAUUAGAUGCGUGACGGUUGGCCUGCAUCAUCUCCCUUCGGCGACGAAAGCACAGGAUGCCGCGGCUGCCAUGCUUGUGCGGCUGUCUGCCAGACCUGACAUGCAAAAGCUCCAUCUCGGCGAUUCUUUGGUCCGCUAUGCAAUACAAUCCCUAACAGCUGACGGCAAUGAGUCUACUACGAUAUACCAACAGCUCGCUCCGCUUCGCUUUCUGUCCGGCAUUGCUGCAUCGUCUGAGAUGGGGCAUCUGGUACCGCAAAUCUACAGGACCUGUCUACGACUAUCAGUCAAUGAAGGUAGCCCUGCCACUGGUAAUGCAGUGGCGAAAAUGCUCGUCAUCAAGACGUUUCGCAGCGUUGCGAUCCUAUCAUUGCGGGCUGUGCCUGCAGAAGGUCCGCUGGCGAGCUUUCUGCAGACGACAAGCGUACUGGAAGACGUGAUCGACUACCUUCUGCGCUCGUUGCGCGAUCGUGAUACCCCUGUUCGUUAUGUUGCUGCAAAAUCAAUCAGUCUAAUCGUCCUCGACCUCGACCCAGACAUGGGCCAUGAAGUCAUACAAGCCGUCCUUGACUCAUUCCUUGAAGAUAUGCCAAGGACAGGCGGAGUAUUAGACGUUCGUGCAGCAGAUCCCCUGAGGUGGCACGGCCAGACGCUCACGCUAGCACAUUCGCUGUUCAAGCGCACUGCAUCGCCAGCACAACUUUCGAGCAUUAUCAACACGCUUAUAGCAGCGCUGCAAUUCGAGCAGCGGACGACUACAGGCAGUACGCUUGGCACAAACGUACGCGAUGCUGCGAACUUCGGCAUCUGGUCCGUGUCGAGACGGUACACUACAGCUGAGCUGCUGAGGGUUGAUGCGACGAGUCUACACUUUUCUUGCGGAGAAGUCCCGGUGUUGCUAGCAGUAGCAACGCAGCUCAUCCUUUCGGCCUGUCUCGACCCUGCAGGCAACAUCCGGAGGGGCUCGUCUGCAGCCUUGCAGGAGCUUGUGGGCCGACAUCCCAAUCAAGUCCACGAAGGCAUCUCCCUUGUACAGAUCGUCGAAUAUCAGGCUGUUGGUCUGAGACGGAGGGCCACGAUCGAUGUCUCUAACAACGCUGCCGUCUUGCGAUGCAACUAUUGGGAGGCACUGGUGGAGGGUUUGCUUGGCUGGCGUGGCAUUGGAUCACCUGACGUCGCAUCCCGCGAAGCCGCUGCUACCUCACUGGCCAAACUCAGUACCAUAGACGGCCGUACACAAGAUGUGAUAGACAGACUCGCUGAGCAUCUCACCGAGUGUCCACCAAGCGAGGCGGAAGUACUGCAUGGGCUCUUGCUUUCGGUGUCGAACGCUCUCGAUACAGAUUACAAGGUCAGUACUGUCGGCUUAUGGCCAUUAAUCGAGCGUCUAACGCAGUUCCUGAGCAACUUCACGCCUCGUAUUCUGCGUUCGGAGUUGCCGGCAGCCGCCGCUCAACUGAUAACCUCGCUAUGCCGGUGCAGACUUCAAAAUGGAGACAGGGACGAGGCAGAUGACCAGAUACCCUUGAUAGAGUCGCUGGUCGAGCGCUUGACGGCCCGGCAAGAGGAGUCCGUCUUGCGUCAUCUACCUGCGUUGGUGCAGGCGCUGUUAGCGCUCAGGCGCGAAGCCAAGCAGCCCCUCGGCGCCAUCGGAGUGCAGACGCUUUGUAAAAAGGUCGCCACCGACACUUCCAAAACCACGCUUGGUGGCGCAGGGAGAUUGAUUGCACUGGGCGCGUUAGCUGCAGCCUAUGGGAGCGGUUUACACGGUGAGAAGGCGGAGACAGUCGUUCGAACUCUUGCUGCCGUGGUGAACAGCGCAGGUGUUGACUGGAGAGUCAUUGGCGUUCGGGCAUUGCGGCUUGCGGUGCAGAGUACUUCCACGAGCUCGACCAUUGACGGAAACAUUGCAAACACCAUCGCACAAGCCUUGCACCGUGGACUGCACGACUAUACCAUCGAUGAGCGAGGCGAUGUCGGCUCGCUUGUAAGGUUGGAAGCAAUAGCUGCGGUGGUGGACAUACUUAGUAGUGCUGCCUUCUCACAACAAGCGGAGUCGGUGAGACUUCUGCAAUCUGGCAUCUUUCGAUUAUCUUUGGAGAAGCUCGACCGAGUCCGCGUGCAAGCUGCAAUGUGCCGACGGCGCUUCCUACAGUCUAGGGAACCUGUUACAGAUAUCGCAAGUGUCUCGACGUAUGAAUACUUCUGCGAUGCCAUGAGCCCACUUCUUUCGAACAGCGCAGACGCAAGUGAGCAGCGUGCCGUGCUUGAAGGCUGCAUAUCCUGCGCUGGCGUUUGUGCUGAGGCUUUGCUGCAAGCCUCGCGGGCCGCGCUGGCAAAGACGCUGGAUGCGGUAGAUGACGAGCUACUUGCUGAUCACCUGACCGCCUUUGCAGCUGUGUUGAAAGCCAUGUUGAUAGCACGGUCCGACAUGCACCCAGCGCUUGAGCUUCUGGCCUUUUUGCUCAAUAUGCAGAUACCGCAGCGGCUGGCGGAUACAGACUUCAAGUGGCGUGGUCUGCUCUCAACGAUACAAAAGUCCCACCACAAAUCGAACGACAUUCCGAAGAUCCUAGCUGCAGUCCACGUCUACCAAGGGCUGGCGGAUGUUGCUGUGUUGAGAGGAGAUGUAGUCAGGAAGCUGGCGAGUAUGCUCAAGACGAACCCAUAUCCGAGGGUGCGGGUGACUGUGGCGGAAGCACUCUUCCUUGCCACAGGGUACGAAGAGCUCAAAGCGAAGGACUGGACCAAGCCGGUCAAGGAGAAUGCGGAUGUGGUUGAAACACUGCUUCAGAAGCAUGUGAUCGAUUAACGAUCUGCCAUUUGAAUCACUGAGGCAACGAAUACACACCACGAUUUACUAAGCAUCGUUGAACUCGGGGCAGAAUGUAGUGAAGUUCAAUGUUGAUCAUAAUAGAAUACUCGCUUAGGGUAAACG
Baudoinia panamericana UAMH 10762 is the source of this 3540-nucleotide messenger RNA. RefSeq lists its product as uncharacterized. The coding region runs from base 1 to 3414 and encodes 1137 amino acids. The transcript is spliced from 2 exons. The record is from RefSeq and is a predicted model, not a curated record. Gene Ontology annotation, molecular function: GTPase activator activity; beta-tubulin binding. Gene Ontology annotation, biological process: tubulin complex assembly; microtubule cytoskeleton organization; post-chaperonin tubulin folding pathway. NCBI's taxonomy places the organism in Eukaryota, Fungi, Ascomycota, Dothideomycetes, Mycosphaerellales, Teratosphaeriaceae.